Messenger RNA from Perca fluviatilis (European perch), 563 nucleotides. RefSeq names its product gonadotropin-releasing hormone 2 (gene gnrh2). The transcript is spliced from 4 exons. Gene Ontology annotation, cellular component: extracellular region. The record is from RefSeq and is a predicted model, not a curated record. NCBI's taxonomy places the organism in Eukaryota, Metazoa, Chordata, Actinopteri, Perciformes, Percidae. Gene Ontology annotation, biological process: multicellular organism development. Gene Ontology annotation, molecular function: hormone activity. Bases 96 to 353 code for a protein of 85 amino acids.
GUAAAACUGGGAGAUACCUUUAGCAGAGUGAGCUUCUGGCAGGACGUCAACGGACACCUGUAGUGAUAACGUUGUGAGACUAAGGUGAGAAUACCAUGUGUGUGUCUCGACUGGUUUUGCUGCUUGGGCUGCUGCUAUGUGUGGGGGCUCAGCUGUCCAACGCCCAGCACUGGUCCCAUGGUUGGUACCCUGGAGGCAAGAGAGAGCUGGACUCUUUCGGCACGUCAGAGAUUUCAGAGGAGAUUAAGUUGUGUGAGGCAGGAGAAUGCAGCUACUUGAGACCCCAGAGGAGGAGUAUUCUGAGAAACAUUAUUUUGGAUGCUUUAGCCAGAGAGCUCCAGAAGAAAAAGUGACAGCUUUCCACUCUACACUGCUUUUCUACCUGGUGGCCCUUCUUCUUCAGUGUCCUUUUCUUGACGUGAAACAGCUUUAUGUUGAUCAUCUGACCUCUUCUAUUUGUUAUGUUUGUCAGUAAAGUUGUUUUCCAACAUACAUUGAUUUUUCCGUGGCAAACAAAUGUUGACAUUGUAAUGUCCCAAAAUAAAGUAUCUAUUUUGAUAUGA